AUGGAAAAGUGCGAGAAUGAGUAUCCUUCAUCAUCCUCAUCGGAAGCCGAUGAGUUGGAGACUAUACCUCUGGGAACUUACUGCGUAUGGAGGCCUGAAUUCUCUAAGUCAUCACCGAGUCAAUGUAAAAAGAGCAAGUCUACCGGAUCAGGAUCGAAGCGGUGGAAGUUUCGAGAUUUGGUCCGCCGAUGCAACAGCGAGGGCAAGGACUCUUUCGCCCCUUUAACACCGAAACACAAAGAAGAAAAGUCAAAAGAAAUUGCAAAUUCAAAAAAUUCGACAGAGAAGCGAGUCGUCUCCGGCGAGAAAUCGGCGGCGAAUUCACUUCAUGAAGCAUUUUAUGUACGGAACAGAACAAUAAAGGAAGGUGAUAGGAAAAAAUCGUAUUUACCAUACAGACAAGACCUGGUAGGAUUUUUCCCUAAUGCCAAUGGAUUGGGCAGGAGGAGUUUUCCAGCAUUCUAG
Molecule: messenger RNA, 465 nt
Organism: Olea europaea var. sylvestris
Lineage: Eukaryota; Viridiplantae; Streptophyta; Magnoliopsida; Lamiales; Oleaceae
Exons: 1
Coding region: 1-465 (154 amino acids)
Source: RefSeq, a predicted model, not a curated record